AGUUUAAUAGAGCUAUAGUAUAUAAUAACCCUCCGCUUUUCCCGCCAAAAACGUACACUGUAUGUCAGCAUCAGCAUCAGUAUACACUCUGAUGCAUACGAGCUGUGCACAUCAUACUUGGACGCCGACGCUUCGUUGCAUAUAGAAAAAAUAACAUCAAUUUUCCCAGUUAGUCAUGGAUUUAGGCGAUCAGCCCACUCGCCAAGCUAAGGUGCGGGAUGAUGUCGGAGUACAGUGCCAAAAAUUGUUUCAGAACUUCCUCGAGGAAUUUAAAGAAGAGGGAGAAGUCAAGUAUCUCGAACCAGCCAAAGAGUUGGUCAGUCCUGAGCGUAGUACGCUGGAAGUUUCUUUUGAGGACAUUGAGAAAUACAAUCAAUUUUUGUCUACCACCAUAAUAGAAGAAUAUUACAGAGUUUACCCUUAUCUCUGUCAAGCUGUGUUCAACUAUGUGAAAGAUCACGAACAUCAUACGAAAGAAAAGGAAUACUACGUCAGCUUGAUCGAUGUGCCGACUAGACACAAGCUCAGAGAACUGACCACUUCCAAGAUCGGAACUUUGAUUCGUAUCUCUGGACAGGUUGUACGAACUCACCCUGUUCAUCCAGAAUUGGUUUAUGGAACAUUCGAAUGCCUCGACUGUAGAGCAAAGAUCAAGCACGUUGAACAACAAUUCAAAUUUACCAAUCCUACUAUUUGUAGUAAUCCAGUGUGUAGCAAUAGGCAAAGAUUUAAAUUAGACAUUGACGAAUCGGAAUUUGUAGAUUUCCAAAAAGUCAGAAUACAAGAAACCCAAGAAGAAUUGCCUAGAGGAUGCAUUCCUCGUUCGCUUGAAAUCAUUUUGAGAGCAGAAACUGUAGAGACUGUGCAAGCUGGGGACAGAUACGAUUUUACUGGAACUCUGAUCGUGGUGCCCGAUGUCGGAGUACUGUCCAUGCCAGGUGCCAAGGCUGAACUUGGCUCCAGACACAAGCAAGGGGAUCAAGGCGAAGGCGUUAGAGGACUCAAGUCUCUUGGAGUGAGAGAUCUCAACUAUAGGAUGUCUUUUCUUGCCUGCAGUAUUUCAGCGACAAGCUUGAGGUUUGGUGGAACCGAAACUGGAAUGGAGGAAAUAUCCCAAGAAAUGAUGAAGAAGCAAAUGACAACGGAUGAGUGGAAUAAAAUAUACGACAUGAGUAAAGAUAAAAAUCUGUACCAGAACCUAGUAUCGAGCUUGUUUCCCUCCAUACAUGGUAAUGACGAAGUCAAGAAAGGAGUGGUGUUAAUGUUGUUUGGUGGAGUACCAAAAAUCACAACCGAAGGAACGACUUUGCGCGGUGAUAUCAACAUUUGCAUAGUUGGAGAUCCUAGUACAGCCAAGUCCCAGCUUCUCAAGCAAGUUGCCGAAUUGUCACCAAGGGCCAUUUACACUUCUGGAAAAGCUUCGAGUGCUGCUGGUCUUACAGCUGCGGUGGUUAGAGAUGAGGAAUCUUCCGACUUUGUCAUUGAGGCUGGAGCGCUGAUGUUGGCGGACAAUGGAAUAUGUUGCAUCGAUGAAUUCGAUAAAAUGGACCCAAAAGAUCAGGUGGCGAUCCACGAAGCUAUGGAACAGCAGACCAUUUCAAUAGCCAAAGCUGGUGUUAGAGCAACCUUGAAUGCCCGUACGUCAAUUCUGGCAGCAGCCAACCCGAUUGGUGGUCGCUAUGACAGAUCCAAGUCGUUGCAGCAGAACGUUUACCUGACCGCACCCAUCAUGUCUAGAUUUGAUCUCUUCUUCAUUUUGGUCGACGAGUGUAACGAAAUCAUAGAUAACGCUAUUGCCAAGAAAAUUUUGGACUUGCACAGUAACAACAUAGUCACCAUUGAAACGGUCUACACUCAACAGGAAAUCCUGCGCUACAUAAACUUUGCCAAGCACUUUAAGCCCAUGAUUAAUGCUCAAGCCGGCGAGCUUCUGAUAAACACGUACACAGAUAUCAGACAGAAGGAGGGAUCGGGUGGCAAGAAAUCGACGUGGAGGGUCACCGUGAGACAGUUGGAAAGUUUAAUUCGACUGGCGGAGGCUUUGGCGAAAUUGGAGUGUCAAGAUGAGGUAACUGAGAAACAUGUGAAAGAAGCUCGUCGUUUGCUCAGCAAGAGCAUAGUCCGAGUAGAGCAACCAGAUAUUUACCUCGAGGACAAUUCAAGUACUGAAAAUGGCAUGGACAUAGAUAAUCCCGCUCCAGCGAGAAUGGAAGAAUUGAAUAGAAUGGACGGUGACACUAGUAGAGAGGCGCGCAACGAUGCUUCUGACGAGCCUAGUGAGCAGGAGCAGCAACAGCCGAAGAAGAAGCUUACAAUGUCUUACGAGGAGUACAAGAGUCUUACUAAUAUGCUGGUAUUAUAUAUGAGAAGCGAAGAGGAGCGAUAUGAAACGCAAGAUGAAAUCAAAGCAGGGACCAAAAAGUCUGAACUAGUCGCGUGGUACCUCGAUACAAUUCAAGACCAGAUUGAUUCGGAAGAAGAAUUGCUGGAAAGAAAAUCCCUCAUUGAGAAAAUCAUCGACAGGCUGAUCUACCAUGACCAAAUUAUAAUCACAUUGACAGACAAUGCCAUCAAAGUUAAGGGCGAUGAGGAUGAAGAUCCCAUGUUGGUUGUACAUCCUAAUUACGUCAUAGAGUGAUUUGUUAUUUAUGUUUUACUCGCGAUGUUGAAUUACAAAACUCUUGCUGUGCCUUGUGUCAUCAGCAUCGAUUACCACUAUACUUGGAGUAUUAUGUGCGGAAAAAUGGUCGCCUGCCUACGAAUUGUUGUAUAAAAUAUUUUUUACUUGCGAAAAUAAAAACGUUUUUAUAGACAAGAA
Molecule: messenger RNA, 2818 nt
Organism: Nasonia vitripennis (jewel wasp)
Lineage: Eukaryota; Metazoa; Arthropoda; Insecta; Hymenoptera; Pteromalidae
Gene: Mcm6
Product: DNA replication licensing factor Mcm6
Exons: 10
Coding region: 176-2638 (820 amino acids)
Biological process (GO): mitotic DNA replication; double-strand break repair via break-induced replication; DNA replication initiation
Cellular component (GO): nucleus; MCM complex
Molecular function (GO): single-stranded DNA binding; ATP binding; single-stranded 3'-5' DNA helicase activity
Source: RefSeq, a predicted model, not a curated record